AUGGUUAGUGUGAUUUGUUUGAGCCUCAAUCUUUACGGAAUUACUGAAGUUACGUCAUUCGAAGAUGACAUCGAACAAUUUUUAACACAUCUUAUAGUUGUCAUUGCAGUCUUUUUAUAUUUUUUUGUACUUAACUAUAUCGGACAAGAAGUUACGGAUCACAAUAGCCAUGUAUUCUCCACCGCAUAUAAUGUCCGAUGGUACGUAGCGCCAUUGCAUGUACAAAAAUUGAUAUUGUUUCUUCUGCAAAAAGGUAACAAAACUUUUGUUCUGCGUCUAGGCAGAAUAUUUGGGCUGUCUUUAGAAUUUUUCGCCACGCUAACGAAGGUAUCGAUAUCUUAUUUCACAAUUGUGAGUUCCUUGCAACAGUGACGCAAAAAUUUAUUAUCUGAUAGUUAUUGUAAUAUUAUAAGUUUGAUAAUAAAUUUAUCCUCUUGUGUGAUAUAUCUUCUUCGGUAGAGUUAUCAAAAAUAUACAAUGUUCCUUUUGAGAUCGCAAUGCUGUAUUUAUAAUGUAAUUAUAACAGACAAGUAUAUAGUUGAUUUACGCAUUAUUUUGAUUAUGCUUAU
Messenger RNA from Wasmannia auropunctata (little fire ant), 569 nucleotides. Its product is annotated as odorant receptor 4-like. Gene Ontology annotation, cellular component: plasma membrane. The coding region runs from base 1 to 372 and encodes 123 amino acids. Gene Ontology annotation, molecular function: odorant binding; olfactory receptor activity. The record is from RefSeq and is a predicted model, not a curated record. NCBI's taxonomy places the organism in Eukaryota, Metazoa, Arthropoda, Insecta, Hymenoptera, Formicidae. Gene Ontology annotation, biological process: detection of chemical stimulus involved in sensory perception of smell; sensory perception of smell. The transcript has 4 exons.